UUAUUAUUUGUACGUUAUAAAACAUUUAGCGCGUUACAAUUAUAACAAGUGAGUGGUAAUGAAGCUGUUUAAAAUACAACCAAACGCGCACAACAAGCCAAACGCACGCUAGCAGCACACAAACACAACACACUCCGCCUCGUCUCCGUCCCCAGGCGUUGUACACUGCUAGGAACAUAGCCCCAACAUUAGGAGAGAGGUAAUCUCAAUCUCAACACGAGCAAUGGAUGUUGUUUGUGUAAUUGAUACCGUUGUGGGCGAUCAUUUGGAGGAUCGUCUAUGCGCGCUCGAGGAAAUCAAACAGGCCGUCCAAUCGGCAGGUGCCAAUUUUCAGCGUGUCCAGUUCGAAAGAUUGGAUUUUGGUGAGACGAAUGUGCUGGAAACAUUCUAUAAUGCCGAUGUUGCCGUCAUAGAUUUAAGCAUAUUAACACAACAGCGUCCGCUCUCCUAUCAUUAUGGUGUGCGCGAAAGCUUCGGCAUGAAGGAGAACAUUUUAAUCUACAAUGAUCUGGAGUCCAAACAGACGCUCAGCCUUAAGCUCUCUUGUGCCAACUAUUUGUUUCUUAGCUAUAAGCGCAACGCGGAGACAAGUACCUGCAAUCUAACAAACCAGGCAAGCAACAAGGAAACACCCGCCGAAGGACGCGUGACAGCCACAUUACAGUCGCGUCUCAAGCGCAAGUUACAAGAUGUUGAAAUACAAUCAAAGGCGCAUAUGCGCGAAAAGUUUCUCAGUGAUAUGCGAGCGGCGCGCGACGCCUACGCGCCCAGCGAUGAUAAGUUGAAGAGCAUUCUACAUGGGAUGCGCAAACGGCUGGAUGAUCCACAUGUGCUCUCCGGCGAGGUGUUGCACAGUUUUAUGUGCUCGCUGCGGGAUGUGCAGGACUAUGAUGCAAUGGUGCGACUGGUCAAUGAUUUGAAGAAUAUACCAAAUACGCGCAAAUAUGUGGAAACGGGAAACAUGAGUUUCCUGUAUGCCUUCGCGCUGAAUCGACGCAAUCGGCCGGGUGAUCGUGAGAAGGCCUUAGAAUCCUCGCUCAAGGCGCUCGAUAAGAAGGAGAAUCACUUCCCGGACAUGUUGUGCCUGUGCGGACGCAUCUACAAGGAUAUGUUCGUGGAGUCGGACUGUACGGACACGAAGAGCCUGGAGAAUGCCAUUAAAUGGUAUCGUCAGAGUUUCGAGGUGCAGCCAAAUGAAUAUGCGGGCAUCAAUUUGGCCACACUGCUCGUGAUCGAGGGCAAGGAGUUCAGCAACACAGUGGAGCUGCAGCAUAUUGGCAUGACGCUGAACAAUCUGAUUGGAAAGAAGGGCAGCCUAUCGACGCUCAGCGGCUACUGGGAUGUGGCCACGUUCUUUGAGAUUUCCGUUCUGGCCGAGGACUAUGCGAAGGCCAUUCAGGCAGCCGAGUGUAUGUUUAAAUUGAAGCCACCGAUUUGGUCGCUCAAAUCGACCAUUGGUAAUAUAUCGCUGAUACAUCGCUUUCGUCGCAAGCCAGAGGAUCGCCAGCUGCCCAUCGAGGAACAGGCCUUUCAAUUCUGGAUGGACUUCUUUCUGGAGGCAAUCAAUAUUAAAGAGAUUAAUAGCAUACGUUUUCCCAUAUUGAUACUCGAACCCACGAAGAUUUAUAUGCCCAGCUAUGUAACAAUGAAUAUGGAUGCCGAUGAGAAAUCCAUACAAAUCGUAAACAUCUGUUUGGCCCACUCAAAGAAUGAUUGCAAGAAGCUGCAUGAUUUUCUAUUUGUAGCAUCCAAAAUAAAAUCCGUGAGCCUGUACAAACGCGACGAUCUCUGUGCGUAUCUUUAUGUGCAUCACAAUUCGGAUGAUUUUCAAAUCUAUUUUCCGUCCACGGAGUGCCGGCAAAAUUUUUACGAACGCAUACUUGAAAUGACCGCGGAUCAGGAGGUCUUUGUCAAUCUGGAGACUGACCAGGCGCAAAUUGAGUACGAGUACGACUACAAUGAUCAGAACCGCAAGAUUACGCUGGGCAAGGGCACAUAUGGCACUGUGUAUGCGGCGCGGGAUAAACAGACGCAGGUGCGCAUUGCCAUCAAGGAGGUGCCGGAGAAGAACUCGCAGGAUGUGCAGCCGCUGCACGAGGAGAUCAAGCUGCACUCCCAGCUACGUCAUCGCAAUAUUGUACAGUAUUUGGGCUCACGUUCCGAGGAUGGCUUCUUUAAGAUCUUCAUGGAGCAGGUGCCCGGUGGCUCGUUAUCCGAUCUGCUAAAGACCAAAUGGGGUCCACUCAAGGAUAGCGAGUCCACCAUGGCCUUCUACUCCAAGCAGAUACUACAGGGCCUCAAGUACCUACACGAACAGGACAUCGUUCAUCGCGACAUCAAAGGCGACAACGUUCUUGUCAACACGUACAGCGGCGUCGUCAAAAUCUCAGAUUUUGGCACCUCAAAGCGUCUGGCUCGCAUCAAUCCAAUGACAGACACCUUCGCGGGCACACUACAAUACAUGGCGCCGGAGGUGAUAGAUCAGGGCGUGCGUGGCUAUGGACCGCCAGCUGAUAUCUGGUCCUUUGGCUGUACAAAUGUCGAAAUGGCCACUGGAAGUCCGCCGUUUAGUGAAUUGGGCAAUCCGCAGGCAGCUAUGUUUAAGGUCGGUUUCUACAAGAAGCAUCCAACCAUACCCGAAGAGAUGUCCUCCUUUGCCAGGAAUUUUAUUCUGCGCUGCUUUGCCAUCAGCGUGCAGGACAGACCCUCUGCACUGCAGCUGCUCGACGAUCCUUUUCUCACAGACAGCAAACCACGAAAGCUGCGACCCGCUUUGCCGAUAAACACUUCGGAAUUUGGACGUAGCAUAUCCGUGCCCGCCGAUCGCUUAGUGCACAAAACAACGCCGCCAUUGACCUACAAUACUACAUCGAAUACACCCACCACACCAGAACUAGACGUCUCACUCGGCACCUCAUCGGUGGACAUGAAUGAGAUGACUGCCACGCAGAGUUUCAUAAUCGAACGGCGCAAUUCGUCCGGGUUUCUGCUAUCACCAGAGAUCGAGCCACAGACGCCGUCGCUGCGAACCAGCAUUUGCGAUACGAGCGAAUCGGAUGGAUUUUAUCGCUUGAAGAAGGACUCACAGAGACGCACAACUCUGUCCAAGGUGCUGGCACUGGACGAAUCGAAGAUCUGUGAGAUUUGGGAGAAGAAGAUCAAUGCGGAUCAGAACUCCAUUGCCAUACGCAAGAGCGAUCUGGAGAUGCUGAUACGCGGCCUGCGCGACUACAUUAUAAACGAGAACGAGAAGCAUCUGGAGGCGACCAUCAAUGAACUGAAACAGAAACUCGAUAACGAUGCCGUCGCGCUGGAUCAUUUGCAUUUGGCAUUAUACUCAUUUCAGGAUGCAGUUGUCUGUGCCCUGAGACUGCACUGCAUCAAGCCACACUGGAUGUUUGCGCUCGAUAAUCUGGUGAAGCGAGCCGUGCAGGCAGCUGUUACCAUAUUCUCACCCGAACUGGGCGCUAAUCUGGCGGAUAAGGACUUGUCCGGCAACGAUGAUGAGAGCGUUCACAAUGCUGGUGGUGCCCCGCACACAUCGAUUGAUAGCCAGGAGAAACAGCUGCAGCAGCAGCAGCACUCACUGGACAAGCUGCUGCCCGGCAGCGCAGUCAGCCCCGAUCAAAUCGAUGGCGUCGGCAGUUCCGUGGAGUGUGUCCGCAUCCUGCGCGACAUUCGCGACAAUCAGAAGCAGCUGCAGUUGCAGAUCAUGGAGCAGAAUCGACAGAGUCUGCGCGCAUUGCACAACAUCAGUCAGGAACUGGCCCAUAUUUAUAUGGGCGGUCGCAAGCGUUUGAGUUUCCAUUGCAGACGCACCUUUAACAACAACUUCAACAAGAAGUGCCAUAGAAUGAGCCCGAGCGGUGCCGGCAACACUGGCGCACGCCAAACCCAGAAUGCCAACACCCGCCGCCAAUUAAUCAAGCACAAUUUUGGUCUGCACGAGAUAGACGAGCAAUUGGAGCAGUGGCUAGCCCAGCAUGAUAUCGAUGAGUUCUCUAAGACGCUCAUACUGAAUGAAGGUUUUACAUUUGAGGAUUUCAUCUACAAUAUGGAGAAGUUGGAUCUAAUGCGCCUGGGCUUACGCGUUGGCAUUGAAGUGCGCUUGUGGAAGCUGAUCAUACAGGAACGUGUCUGCACCUCGGUCAGUGUGGACAGUACGGCGGAGGACACGUACCACAAGCCGGUCAACAAUAACAACAUCACAACAAAUGCAACGGAUGCAAACAUUAUUAGCCUGGCCAAAGGCAAAGUGAAGAAGAGCGAAAGCGAAUACGCCUCGUGCAGCGAAUGACUAAAAUGCCCCGUGAAUGAAGUGGAUUUAGCGUAGAGAUUGUUGUUGUUUUAACUGAUUUUGUUUAAUUGUAAAUUUUGUCAUUUUUUGUGCUACUACUAACCGAGUUGCAGUACCCUAGAUUUAAGCAGAAAGUUUUUUGAAAUGAACGCAUUGAAAUGAAUUUUACACAGGCGCAUAAUUAAUAUGUGUGCUACUGUGUGCAUUGUUUUUAGCUUUCAUCUGCAUGUUAAUUUAUAAAAUGGAAUUUAAGUGCCUUUAAAUCAAAACCUGAAUACAAUUGUGAAACGUUUUGCAUACAUUGAUAAAGUGUUUGAUGCAUAAUGAAGUGAGCUAACUAA
Molecule: messenger RNA, 4638 nt
Organism: Drosophila grimshawi
Lineage: Eukaryota; Metazoa; Arthropoda; Insecta; Diptera; Drosophilidae
Gene: Ask1
Product: mitogen-activated protein kinase kinase kinase 15
Exons: 11
Coding region: 224-4297 (1357 amino acids)
Biological process (GO): MAPK cascade; protein phosphorylation
Molecular function (GO): ATP binding; protein kinase activity
Source: RefSeq, a predicted model, not a curated record